AUGUUCCUCCUGUUCUUCCUGCACCUCUGGCUGGCCACGGGGUCCCCCGGGGGCACCUCCGAUCUCCGGCUGGAAGACCCCGCAGGAGAGCAGACCCUGGAGAUCUCUGCCCUGACUCUCAACGAAAGCUGUCGGGAGCAAAUCCUCCAGCGCGCCAGGACGGUGAUGUGCCAGCUGCUGCACUUAGACCACCCACCCCGGCUGACGUCCAGCAUGACCCACCAGGUGCGAGAAGAAUGGGCCAAAGAAAGAAGGUCUUUGGACCCCUCCAUUGGGGGACGGCCUCUCAAUCUCGGCUGGCAAAGUUGGGUGCUGAGCCCCACUUCCUUCACCUUCACCGAAUGUCUGGGGUGCCAUUGUCACCGCAUCGAAGAAGAGACACCGCUGGAUCUCUGGAGCCUGGCUUGCGGCCUCCAGCAGCCAAGCCAUCAAGGCCAGGUGGAUGCCCAACAGAAAUUCCAGCCGGAUCUGGCAGCCGGGAGCAGCAACACAGCCGCCACCUUCGUGCCCAACCUCAACGCCAUCACCACCAGCCACAGCCUGCAGUGGAUGGUGCAGCCUUCCCUGAUGGGCGCCUCUUCGGGACUCCCUCCUUUCCCGCGGCCUUAUCGCUGCCCGCACUACGCAGCCGGCAUCCGUCCUGGCGUGAUUCGCACCAUGGGCCCGGGCUCAGUGCCUCGGAGGCGUCACUCGGAGCACCUUAGCCCGGAGGAGGAAGAGCGACGGCGUUUGCGGAGGGAACGGAACAAGCUGGCAGCCGCCAAAUGCCGCAAUCGGCGCAAAGAGCUGACCGACACGUUGCAAGCGGAAACGGAUCAAUUGGAAACCGAGCAGUCGGGCCUCCGGAAGGAAAUUGCGGAACUGCAGAAACAGAAAGAACGUCUGGAAUUAGUGCUGGAAGCCCACCGACCCAUCUGCAAGAUCCUGGAAGAAUCGUCCGGAGAUGAGGGGGGCCACAGCCGGCCAGCCGGCCCCUCCCAACUGCUGGACAAACAGGAGUCUCCUCCGGGCCCCCGGCAUGGCUCCCGCCGGACGGCCCCGGUGCCCCCCAGCAUCACGCUGCCCCCCAGCGGCCUGCUGGAGCCCGAAUCCCUGCACACCCCCACCCUCAUGUCCACCCCGUCUUUCACCCCGUUUACCCCUAGCCUGGUCUUCACCUACCCGGCGCCGGGGGACUCCGAUGGGCCCUCGGGGUCCGGCUUUCCCUCCGAGCCCUGCUCCUCCGCCCACCGAAGGAGCAGCAGCGGGGACCACUCCUCGGAUUCGCUCAAUUCUCCAACCUUGCUGGCGCUUUGA
Messenger RNA from Protobothrops mucrosquamatus (brown spotted pit viper), 1296 nucleotides. It is a transcript of the gene FOSL1, whose product is annotated as FOS like 1, AP-1 transcription factor subunit. Gene Ontology annotation, biological process: regulation of transcription by RNA polymerase II. The record is from RefSeq and is a predicted model, not a curated record. Gene Ontology annotation, molecular function: RNA polymerase II cis-regulatory region sequence-specific DNA binding; DNA-binding transcription factor activity, RNA polymerase II-specific. Bases 1 to 1296 code for a protein of 431 amino acids. The transcript is spliced from 6 exons. Gene Ontology annotation, cellular component: nucleus. NCBI's taxonomy places the organism in Eukaryota, Metazoa, Chordata, Lepidosauria, Squamata, Viperidae.